Molecule: messenger RNA, 3302 nt
Organism: Solanum lycopersicum (tomato)
Lineage: Eukaryota; Viridiplantae; Streptophyta; Magnoliopsida; Solanales; Solanaceae
Molecular function (GO): protein phosphatase binding; protein phosphatase regulator activity
Source: RefSeq, a predicted model, not a curated record
CUUUUUUCUUCUCAAAGGUCCCCAAAAAAUACAGCAAGGAAAAAAAAUGCUUCUUUCCACCGUCUCACAAUUGGUGCUAAGUAUAAUUCUUGAUAACAAUUGAACCGAAUCCAAUCUUAUCAAAGACUGCUCCCCACCUUUUUCUAGGGCUUCCUGGGUUCAAGAUCAUUGUUGGGGUUGUUUUCUUUUUGUUCCUAGAUCCAAAUUGUUGAAAAUUCUCUUCUGGGUCGGUUCUUGAUUCUGAAAAAAUGGCUAUGUUUUGGCGUAUGGCUGGCCUCUCCACUGCUUCUCCAGUGGAGACAAUUUUGGAUAAGGAAAAUUUUGCACUGGAUGAGCUCUUGGACGAGGAUGAAAUAAUUCAAGAAUGUAAAGCUCUUAAUGGACGCCUUAUUAACUUUCUGCGAGAAAGAGCUCAAGUUGAACAACUUGUCAGGUACAUAGUGGAAGAGGCUCCAGAAGAUGCAGAGAAGAAACGAACUUUUAAGUUUCCUUUUAUUGCUUGUGAAAUCUUUACAUGCGAGGUGGACAUAAUUCUUAAAGCAUUGGUUGAGAAUGAGGAGCUAAUGAACCUGCUAUUCUCAUUUUUGGAACCUGAGCACACACAUAGUACUCUGUUGGCCGGUUACUUCAGCAAGGUUGUCAUAUGCUUGUUGCUGCGGAAAACAUCAGCUUUUAUGAACUACGUACAAGCUCAUCAAGAUAUUAUCAAGAAGUUGGUUGAUCUCAUUGGAAUUACAUCCAUCAUGGAGGUGUUAAUCCGCCUAAUUGGCACCGAUGAACAUUUGUAUAGCAACUUCUCGGAGAACAUGCAGUGGUUGGAAGAUACAAAUGUGCUGGAGAUGAUCGUUGAUAAGUUUAGCUCAUCAUACUGCAUUCCUGCUUUAUGCUGCCAUUCUGAAAAAAGGAAUUACUGCAUGCCUGAUGAUAGCUUUCUAGGCGACCAAGGUGCUGGGGCUGAUGAGAAGGAUUGCCCUGAAGUGCAUGCUAAUGCAGCAGAAACUUUGUGUGCCAUUACUCGAUAUGCUCCUCCUGGGAUUGCUGCCAAAAUCUCUAGCCCUAGUUUCAUUGAGAGGUUAUUUCGCCAUGCUCUGGAGGAGUCACGACCUAAAUCUGUGUUGGUUAACUCGUUAUCUGUGUGCAUAUCGUUAUUAGACCCUAAGAGGCUAGCUUCAGGAACAUAUUACAUGUACGGUCGCCAGUCAAUGCAGUGCUCUGGAGCAAGUGCAAAUCCUGAGACUGUGGAAGGGAUGUUGGGAAGCUUAGGUAAUUUACUGAAGCUUCUGGAUAUCUCAUCAGAGGAUAAUGUCUUGCCAACAACAUAUGGGAGCUUACAUCCACCUCUUGGGAAGCAUCGUCUGAAGAUUAUAGAGUUUGUUUCAGUCUUGGUGAGUGUUAGCAGUGAAGCUGCUGAAAAGGAGUUGAUUCGGCUUGGUGCUGUUAAACGCAUCUUAGAAUUGUUUUUUGAGUAUCCAUACAACAACUUUUUGCAUCAUCAUGUUGAGACUAUAAUAAUUUCGUGCCUGGAGAGUAAGAAUAUUCAAUUUGUUGACCAUCUUCUUAGUGACUGUAAUCUUCUCUUGAAAAUUCUCGAGGCAGAGAAAAACUCAACGCUUGCUGCUGAUCAAUCCAAGCCAACGGCCUCUGUUGAGGGAAGAACCCCACCCAGGAUUGGAAACAUUGGGCAUGUGACGCGAAUAGCUAACAAACUUGUUCAACUAGGGAACAAUAAUAAUGGCAUACAGUCGCGUCUGCAGGAGAAUAGUGAAUGGAUUGAUUGGCAGACAAAUAUUCUUCAAAAACGGAAUGCUGUGGAAAAUGUUUUCCAGUGGGCUUGUGGGAGACCCACAUCACUGCAUGACCGAAUGAGGGACAGUGAUGAUGAUGAUUAUCAAGAUAGAGACUAUGAUGUUGCAGCUCUGGCAAAUAACUUAAGCCAGGCCUUCCGCUAUGGAAUCUAUAACAACGAUGAACUUGAUGAGGCUCGUGGUUCACUUGAGCGGGAUGAUGAGGAUGUCUAUUUUGAUGAUGAGUCUGCUGAAGUUGUGAUAUCUUCACUACGUCUGGGGGACGAUCAGGAAAGUGGAUCACUUUUUACAAAUUCCAACUGGUUUGCUUUUGAGGAUGACAAAGAGAUUCGUGAACAGUACACUGCUUUGGUUGCUUCUCCUUCACCUGACACAGAAGAAACUAAUAUUAUUAGGCCCAGCACAAAUGAUGAUGCAGCUGCUGAUGAAGAUGAUGAUUUGGCAGACACUGCCUCAUCUGAUCAACCUGAGCCAAAACAAAGUUCUGAUCAUCCUGCACCCUCUAGUUUGUCUGAGGACUUGCAUCGUGCUACAAGUAAUGAAACCAUUAAGCCUCCUGAAUGGGUUGAAUGGCGAGAAAACUCUAAUACAAUUGCAACAUCCAAUCAAACCUCGGAUUCAGCUGGUGUUGCUGAUGUGGUCGGGCCUCCUUUACCUAAUGGCGACGUCAAAAAGGAAUCAGAAGCUCCAAAGGAUACUACUCGGUCAAAAGAAGAAAAUGCUCAUAUUCCACCCACUAAUGUGUGCACCAGUAAUGUGAAAGAAGGAUCAUCAGGUGAUACCUCACAGCCUCCAGAAUCAGGUGGCAGCCAAAGCGCUAGCAAUGCUAGUUCAAGUAGUGUGGAGAAGCCCCCUGCUGGAACGGUGGGAUCAUCUAGUGGAGAAACCAAAAAGUGAAGUGUGGAACCACUGUGAAUUCUCGAGGUGCAGUUGCGGGAGAAAAAACCUGGCACUUUUGCUAUUGGUCUGGUGCACUGAUGAGAGUCUCAGCGCUUGCUAUCGGCUGGGACUAAUAUGUGGUUUUGGAGCCUGAUGUAUAUUACUGGGCUUAAAAGUCGAUUUAGCCACAGAUGAUUCUUUCCUCAACUCAUAGGUAAAGAAUGCUCUCUCUUUCCUCUCACUUAUUAAAGGCCUUUAGUGCAGGUGAUUCAGUAGAUCAUACUUUUAUUACUAACACACAACUGCCUCUAGAUGUGUCCAAACUGCCAAAGGGAGUUGUGUUGCUGUACACAUUGAAAGGAUCUUCGUUUUAUAUCAUCUCAUAUUUUGUCAUUUUUCUACGUCUUGAUCCACUCUCAUCGCCAAAUUUACUGGACCAUGUUUGGUGAAGUAUAGACCUAAUCGUCAACCAGGUUAUGUUCGACACUUGCACACAGCAUUACGGUGCAGGUUCCCAGUUAAUAAGAUGUUGAGAUCGAUUCAGUAGUUCCCACCGUACUUUUCCCAUAAAAAAAUUUGAUGUCAAUAUAAUUUAAAGCCUUUUUUGGCUUCUCUUCA